Messenger RNA from Topomyia yanbarensis, 1914 nucleotides. RefSeq names its product GPI transamidase component PIG-T (gene PIG-T). Gene Ontology annotation, cellular component: GPI-anchor transamidase complex. NCBI's taxonomy places the organism in Eukaryota, Metazoa, Arthropoda, Insecta, Diptera, Culicidae. The coding region runs from base 96 to 1871 and encodes 591 amino acids. The record is from RefSeq and is a predicted model, not a curated record. The transcript has 2 exons. Gene Ontology annotation, biological process: attachment of GPI anchor to protein.
GCCGAGCACCUUAUUAAUCGGCAGCUGUUUGUUUAAUUUCUAGUGCAAGGCGGUUCCCCUAUUUCUAAUUUUUUUUUUCAAGACAUCCUCCAGAAAUGACAAUGCUGUAUUGGUCAGCGCUACUGCUGCUAGUCCUCAUAAAGCCUUCGCUUCAAUUCAGCGACGUUUUUGACGAAGAACUGGUAAUAAAGCCUCUCCCGGAUGGAUUCGUGUACAGCUACUUUCAGUUCACCACCCGAUGGGAGCUCACUCGGAACGACAGCCUUCUGCACACCCACCUGGUGUCCCGCUCGCUGGCGGAACUAUUCUUCCACUACGACAUCAGCGAGCUGCAUCUCAGUUUCACCAACGGCGUUUGGCGGUAUGAAAAUUGGGGUUUUCCGGUCCUAAAUGCCGGACCGGGUGCGGAGGUAUGGGCCUGGUUUGAUCCACCGGCCAACGAUGCCGAGGUGGAUCACAAAUGGAAGCUACUGUGUGGUACCCUGUCCGGACUGUUUUGCGCUUCGCUGAGUUUCGUCGACCGAAGUAAUACCUUUCGGCCGGAAUAUUCCUUGCGACCGCUUACCCACCGGUUUGCCGGUCAAGCGGAACCGAAAAUUCGUUAUGCGGCGCUGCCGCGAGAGAUAGUUUGUACGGAGAAUUUGACGCCUUGGAAAAAGUUGCUUCCGUGCAAGUCGGGUGAGGGAUUCGCUUCAUUGUUGACACCGGAUCAUGUCUAUUCGGGAAAUUACCAUUCGUUAGCGCUACAUAUAAGGAAAUUGUGUGCGGACAGGGAGUGCAACGAGUUUCAGCUUGAGAUACGGCAAAGUUUGAGUUUGGUCCAAGAUCAGCGGUUGUUCGGCGGAAAGGAUUGGUCCAUUCGGAAACUGUUCGGACAGGGAAUGGAGGGUGCUUGUGUUUUGUCCAGUACCAGCAAACUCUACGUCGAUGUCACGGAUAAGGAAUAUGAUAUGACCCAACCACCGACGAAUAUAAUUCAAUCUACCCGUGGAGGAGCGAGUUCCAUUUUUUACGAGUACGACAUCAAAGAGUUCGAAAAAACGCAGCGUAUGUUCAAUGUGGCUGCUAUCGAUAAAAAGGAUCCGUUAUUUAUAACCUUACCGCAAGCUCCGCCAAUCUAUUCCAAGCGGUUCAUUUCUGGCGUGGGACAGGAGCGGGGACGUAUCGUGACCCGUAUCACAAACACUCAUUGGACCGAUUUGAAUCUGCUAAUUUUUGAAAACAUUCCAUGGUUUGUACCUGUUUAUUUACAUACUCUGAAAAUCCAGAAAGGAGAGCAUAAAAUAGUUCCCAAGUUGAUCAAAUAUAUGCCCGGCCGUCUGCGGGAGCGGCCCACCCUGCUAGAGUUAGCCGUCACAAUCCCAGCUCGUUCGACCAUCGAAAUGUCCAUCGAUUUCGAUUACAUAUUUCUCAAGUGGCAAGAGUACCCACCGGAUGCCAGCCACGGUCACUAUCUGCAGCCGUCCAUUAUAUCCGUACUAUUACCGGUGGGUCGAAAUUACACCUCACUGCCCCGGGAAGCGGCUCUCGUGCGAGAUGCCUUUAAUGCGACCCAGCCGCACGGAUAUUUCCUACAGCUUCGAACGGAAGCUCUGCUGCUGACGUUACCCAUUCCGGAUUUCAGCAUGCCGUACAAUGUGAUCUGUUUGGCGUGUACCGUGGUCGCGUUGGCCUUCGGUCCGAUUCAUAACAUUUCAACGAAAAAAAUCGUUGCCAAGAGUAAGGACGCGGACAAACCGAAACUGACGGAGAAGAUACGGGGUUGGUUCGGGAGGAGAAAGACCAAAAAGAACGAGCAAGUCGUAGACGGUGGUGAUGAUAAGACUGACGUAGCCAAGGGAGAAGCAGUUGUGAAGCUUAAUACCAAAUAGGAUAGUGAGUUGAUUCUAAGUCAUGUCAGCUGAAAUAAAAAGG